Molecule: messenger RNA, 2154 nt
Organism: Spinacia oleracea (spinach)
Lineage: Eukaryota; Viridiplantae; Streptophyta; Magnoliopsida; Caryophyllales; Amaranthaceae
Product: cyclin-dependent kinase E-1
Exons: 15
Coding region: 127-1638 (503 amino acids)
Biological process (GO): protein phosphorylation
Cellular component (GO): nucleus; mediator complex
Molecular function (GO): ATP binding; protein serine/threonine kinase activity
Source: RefSeq, a predicted model, not a curated record
AAGAGGGUGAGACGGGAAGCAGAGUGAAACAUCAUUACCGUGGACCAAAAGAAACUAGAGGAAGAAAAAAAGAGGAGAGAGAUUGAGAACCAUGAGAGAGGAAGAAUCAAAACAACAGCAACGAAAAUGAGCAACAGAGGUGGAGGGAUGUUGGGCAACCAUCAUCUCCAACAACAACAACAACACCACCAUCAUCAACAGCAACAACAACAACAUCAACAACAACACUCCAACAACAGCAGCAGCAGCAGCAGCAACAAACCAGAAUGGCUGCAACAGUACGAUCUGAUCGGCAAAAUUGGGGAAGGAACUUAUGGGUUGGUGUUCUUAGCCCGCGUAAAACCCCCUUCUCCUCAUCGCGGCAAAUCAAUUGCUAUUAAGAAGUUUAAGCAGUCUAAAGAUGGUGAUGGCAUCUCUCCUACCGCCAUUCGUGAAAUCAUGCUGCUGCGAGAGAUUUCUCAUGAGAAUGUGGUUAAGCUCGUGAAUGUACACAUUAAUCCUGCAGACAUGUCAUUGUAUUUGGCCUUUGAUUAUGCCGAGCAUGAUCUAUAUGAGAUCAUUAGAUAUCAUAGAGAUAAGGUAAAUCAACCACUCAAUCAGUACACAGUAAAGUCAUUGCUCUGGCAGCUGCUGAAUGGGCUAAAUUAUCUACACAGUAAUUGGAUUAUCCAUCGAGAUCUUAAACCAUCUAACAUCUUGGUUAUGGGUGACGGAGAAGAGCAGGGGGUUGUUAAAAUUGCUGAUUUUGGAUUAGCAAGAGUAUACCAAGCUCCUCUAAAGCAAUUGUCUGACAAUGGGGUUGUGGUGACGAUUUGGUAUCGAGCUCCUGAGUUGCUGCUCGGGGCAAAACACUACACUAGUGCUGUUGAUAUGUGGGCCGUUGGAUGCAUAUUUGCCGAGCUUCUUACUUUGAAGCCAUUGUUUCAAGGUGCAGAAGUUAAAGGCACACCAAAUCAUUUUCAGCUGGAUCAACUUGACAAAAUAUUCAAGGUCUUAGGUCAUCCGACACCAGAUAAAUGGCCUAUACUUGUGAAUCUUCCUCAUUGGCAACAGGAUACGCAGCAUAUUCAAGGGCAUAAAUACGACAACCCUGGUCUUUAUAGUGUUGUCCAUCUCUCUCCCAAAACUCCUGCUUACGACCUGCUGUCCAGAAUGCUCGAGUACGAUCCUCGCAAGCGAUUAACAGCUGCACAAGCACUUGACCACGAGUACUUCAAGAUGGAGCCCUUGCCAGGUCGCAAUGCAUUUGUACCUCUCCGACCCGAUGAGAAAGUUGUCAAUUAUCCUGCUCGGCCAGUGGACAGUAAUACUCAUUUCGAAGGAACAGCAACUAUUCAACAGCCUCAACAGGCUCCACCUUCAAAUGCAGUUGCUGGUAAUAUGCAAGGCUCCCAUAUUGUUCCAAAUAGAAAUGUACCACGGCAAAUGAAUAUGGUUGGUAUGCAAAGAGUGCAGCCUCAAGGCAUAGCACCUUAUAACAUCUCUGCUCAGGCUGGAAUGGGUGGUGGAAUGAACCCUGGAGGCAUCCCUAUGCAACGAGGUGUGGCUGCUCAAGCUCACCCACAGCAACAGCUGAGAAGAAAGGAUCCUGGAAUGUUGCCUGGCUAUCCUCCACAGCAGAAAUCGAGAAGGUUUUGAGUUAUAUGCCAGAAGUAGGUUAAUGUUUGUUUCGAACAACUUGAAUGGUUACACGACUCCUUCAUCACUUAGUAGUAGUGACUACUAAAUAGAAUGCCAAAAAAAGAGAGAGUCAAAUUUAACCGUGGGACCAAGAGAGCUUGAUCACCAUGCUUUAAGAGAUGAAAUUGGCUCAGUUCUCUGCAAUAUGAAAGAUGUAUCCUUGACUUUCCUGCUCGGAGGCACAGCAAAAUGACGGCCUUAGCCCUGGAGUGUAUUGACUAUAGUUGGAGAAAAAUCCAUGAAAUGGCGGGAGAUUCAGUUGAUCGUUGUUUAAGCCCUUCUGGUUGUAACGUUAGUUGCCUGCCAUCUUUUUUAACUUAUUUCAGAUCUGCGCCAGCGCUUUGGUAUAGUUAUUUGUAUGUAUUUUGUACAUGCCCCCUUCUCCCUAAUCAUAUUUAUUUAUAUAUAAAGAAGAUAAAUCUUGUAAUUUAAGCAUCAUGAUCCAUGAUAUGCAUCUAUUUUUCCAUUGCUAAA